Molecule: messenger RNA, 441 nt
Organism: Musa acuminata subsp. malaccensis (wild Malaysian banana)
Lineage: Eukaryota; Viridiplantae; Streptophyta; Magnoliopsida; Zingiberales; Musaceae
Source: RefSeq, a predicted model, not a curated record
AUGGAGACGCGAUCGUUAGCUCUCGCCCUGCUCCUCCCCUUCCUCCUCUCCGCCGGCGACGCUCUCGCACCCUCUCCCUCUCCCUCACCCUCCCCCUCCCCCUCCCGGUCGCCGUCCCCUCGCCGCACGCCGCCGAAGCAGGUGGCCUCGACCAGCAUCCAGCUGCCGCCUCCGCCACCCCCGCCACCGCCCCCUCCGCCGCAUCCCCGGGUUCCCCGUGGCCGCCUGGAGCAUCAGGCCGGCGCGGACGCGGGCGCCGCGCCGCCCGGGAACCCCAAGCAGCUCAAUCUCGGGGAGAAAGUCGGGCUCGCGUUUCUUGUCGUGGCCGUGGUGCUGCAGGUGGCGUUCGGGGGGUUCCUCGUCUUCAAGAGAUCGCAGCUGAGUCGGACGGUGCGAGGCGAUCGGCGGUUGUCGGUGCCCUCCCUUGCCCAUUCUCCAUGA